This is a messenger RNA of Cladophialophora bantiana CBS 173.52, 468 nucleotides long. RefSeq lists its product as uncharacterized. The record is from RefSeq and is a predicted model, not a curated record. The transcript has 2 exons. Gene Ontology annotation, molecular function: GTPase activity; microtubule binding. Bases 1 to 468 code for a protein of 155 amino acids. NCBI's taxonomy places the organism in Eukaryota, Fungi, Ascomycota, Eurotiomycetes, Chaetothyriales, Herpotrichiellaceae. Gene Ontology annotation, cellular component: microtubule; membrane; cytoplasm.
AUGCGACGCAGAUGCCGUUCUCGCCGUGAUUCCGAAUCUCGAUUGAAUAUCACUAUUAUUCCGGGUCCUCGCGCAUCUGAUGCGCACAAAAGAUAUCUGGCAGAUUAUCAUCCUAGAAUUCUAUCGGCGGAGAGCUUUCGCGCCCAAUUCUUGCAUAUUUUGAAGGAGGUGAAUAUCCGAAUUCCCAUUCAGAUAGACACAUCUUCCGGCGAAGGGACGGUUUUCAGUGAAGAUAUUCUGAGAAUUGAGAUAUGUGGCCCUGACGAGGACUACUUAAUAGUGAUUGAUGUUCCGGGCACCUUCCGCAACCCGAUCGAGGGAAUCACGACCAAAGACGAUGUCCAGCUUGUCCGAAACAAGGUCAAGGAGUACAUCAAAAAUAAUCGCAUCAUCAUCCUCGCAGUCCUCCCCAGCAAUGUCGACAUUGCCACCCAAGAAAUUCUCACGCUUGCAGAAGAUUAUGACUAG